AUGACAGAAACGCAAGCUACCUUCGCAAAUGAUGUGGAGGAUGCAGACCUUGGGGUGGGACCGGAGGACGCUUCGUCAGCUUCUAAUAUAGAGGUUGGAUCCCUUGUUGAGAUUCGAAAGGGUUCUAUAUAUGCACAUGGUAUAGUAUUGGGCCAUUCGUAUAUGAACGGUCGCAUGUGGCAUCUCUCCUUAAUCAGUACAGGCGAAGUCGUUCAGCAUGUCGAGUCAGAUGUGUACAUCGAAGUCCCUCGUAUGGCCGACAGGGACCUCACGCUCCGCGCAGGCACCGGCAUAACUCCAGUGGACCGCGUAGAGACUAAUGCACGUGUUGAAAUCCUCAAGUACCUACGGGAGGCUGAGAAAGAGAUAAACAAGGCAUUCAUGGUCAUUGGGCGGAAGAACACGAUGCUAUAUCCCAACGUGCGGGCGAAGCACCCAGACGAGUGGGCGUCCGUCAGUCUUUCAGAGGCUGCGAAGCUGGUGUGCGAUUAUAGACCGGAGAGCUGGUCGACUCUUGUCGCGACACAUAAAUAUAUCAUGGGUCGCCCUAUCGAAUUUGUGCCGCACAUGCAGUCUCAGAGACUUACGCUCACGUACGACGUGCGGCCAGAAAACCAUGUUGUCAAACUGCAGAGAGUCGUGGAUAUGGUGCGGAAAAGGAGUCCGGAACUGGAGGCGUUUAUCGAGAAAGCUCGGGGCCUUAUUCUUACUGCCAGAGAAAAGGCUAGCGAGUCUUGGGAUGAGCCUCUGAGUAGAGUUGUCGUAAAGGAUAUCACAUUUUCCCCAGAUGAUCGCACCAUCUUGGAUGUCUUGCAUCUUGCAUUACGCAGAACGCGUAACACUUCUGUUGAUCCCUUUUCUGGAGUGGUCACAUCCAUCAUCAAGAGGAUUGGCUUGCAUGCUCAUAAAAUGGUGGACGACGUGUGUCUGCGGCAGUUCUUGAUAGAGAUGGGAGAGAUGGCCCCUUGGGAGGAUAUCGUCACCCAGAGGAAGGAGCUAAAUCUGGACUUGACGCCGGACGAGGAGUCGCAGCGCGUCAGAGAUCAAGACGCUCUGGUCAAAAGGGGCCUGUCUUUGCUGCGACCCGAGCGAGCGAAGGCAAAGCAACCAUUAGGACCAGAAGACUUCUAUGAUCGUGAUCCCGUCGAGCAUCUGCGACACGACUUCGGAAACUUACCAGUCUACGUGAUUGACGACGUGAGCGCAGAAGAGCUGGACGACGGCUUGUCGGUGGAACCUGUUAUUCACGAACCUGGUUCGGCUUGGAUACAUGUCCACAUUGCAGACCCCACUGCUGUCCUCCCACCGACUCAUGCUAUCGCAGAAGCAGCACGUCGAAUGGGCUCCUCCGCAUACUUCAUCCACAGGACAUGGCCUAUGCUACCUCCCUCCCUUACCCACGACCGACUAAGUUUGUGCUCGCAUUCUCAGAAAGGGGAGCCUGAGCCUGUUCUUACAUUCAGCUUCAAGUUAGAUGCUGAAGGCAGCAUAGUCGACUACGAUGUUAAAGCGGGUCUCAUUCGCAACGUCAAAAGAGUUGAUUACGAUAGUGUGGAUCGACUUCUUGGAAACGGAGGUGUUCAAUUUGGCUACCCAUUCGAGGCACCCCAAACCCCCGGAGUCUCCCAUGUACCUGUACUAGAAACCAAAGAUGUGGAGAACAUGCGUCUUAUCGACGUCCUGACACGCAGGUUCCGACAGCGUAGCCGCCAGACACUAAAUCCAUUCGUAUUCUCAGCUCCAACAGCUACUCUUGUGGCUACUGCAAAACCAAUCCACGGCGCUCCGACAACACCAGCUUGGAACCCUUCGUAUUAUCGUGGCUUCCCUAACCUUACCUAUCAAGUGUAUUCUCAGAAAACAAUAGAGCGCGGCUCGCGGUUGUUUGUUGCCGAGUGCAUGAAAACAGCAUCCCGCGUUGCUUCACGGUGGUUCGCCGCAAAGGGAGUACCAAUGUUGCGUCGUUCUGCACGGCCUCCGAUAGCCCUCGAGGACAACGGAGACAUUGAGAGACUGGUUGCGAGGAUGGACGAGGAUGGAUUUGUGGAUCACACGGAGUUCCUCCAGACAAAAUUGCACAUUCCACCUGUUGAGUAUAUCCUUCAGCCAGGUAUGCACUGGUCAAUGGGUAUCCCAGAAGGGGAAGGUUAUGUGCGUGUCACAUCACCGCUACGACGGUACAACGAUCUGGUUGCGCAUUGGCAGAUCAAAGAUGCACUGCUUCGGCCGAAGGCAUCUACACGCCUAUUCACUCCCGGGUGGCUCACUACCUACGCCACCGAGGUACUUGCGUACGAGAAGCUUUGGAAGCAUAGCGAUCAGAGUCAUCGCAUGCAGUGGACACUCAUGUACAUCAAGCGCUUCCUUGACCACCCGAACCCUUCCAGUGAUCGCAUCGACCCUCUGCAAUCCCUCAGUGCAUACAUCACAGAGCCUAGCAGGAGGCGCGACUUGCUGACGAACCAAUUUUCAUGCUACAUCCCAUCACUUGGUCUACCAGCAACAAUUAUCACGCCUAGGACUACGGAAAUUCCGGUAGGGCAGUAUGUGAAUGUGAGAGUCAAGGAAAUACAGGUCGGUUUGAAGGCGCUAUUCAUUCUGGAGCUAUGCGGUGGUACAUAG
Molecule: messenger RNA, 2622 nt
Organism: Suillus subaureus
Lineage: Eukaryota; Fungi; Basidiomycota; Agaricomycetes; Boletales; Suillaceae
Exons: 2
Coding region: 1-2622 (873 amino acids)
Biological process (GO): mRNA catabolic process
Cellular component (GO): exosome (RNase complex); P-body
Molecular function (GO): 3'-5'-RNA exonuclease activity; RNA binding
Source: RefSeq, a predicted model, not a curated record